Salarias fasciatus (jewelled blenny) is the source of this 637-nucleotide messenger RNA. Its product is annotated as CD59 glycoprotein-like. The transcript has 5 exons. The record is from RefSeq and is a predicted model, not a curated record. The coding region runs from base 81 to 431 and encodes 116 amino acids. Lineage: Eukaryota; Metazoa; Chordata; Actinopteri; Blenniiformes; Blenniidae.
CACAUCCUCGGCCAUAACAGGAAGACCAAGCUGAAGGAGUACUGCUGCUGGAUGUGUGUUUGACCUGCACUGAGGUGAAAAUGAAGCGCUCCCUGGGAAUCUGCCUGCUGGUGUUCUCCGCUCUCAUCGGACUCGGGACGGCGAUCCGCUGUUACACCUGCAAAGACUACACCGCCAGCUGCACCAAACAGGACUGUAGCUAUGAGAACGCAUGUCUCACGCUGAACGAAAGGGGUGGGAUGACCUACCGACAGUGUCUGAAGUAUUCAGACUGUGUGUACAGUCGACUGGGCCCGAUGUUCCCGCAGGCUUCCAACUUCACUUUUAAGUGCUGUGACUCGGACCUGUGUAACUCCGCCCCCUCCUCCGCAGCCAGCUCUCUGAUUGGCCUGCUGACCUCCUUGGCGGUCAUGUGGUGGUGUGUCCACUGAGGGCUCUCCGGCGCCGCCUGCAAUCACAGAUAACCACAGCAGCUUGCCUAACAACACAACACCGUGAGAACGUCGCACUCUGCUCCCCACACGAAAAACAGAAACGGAAACCAACUGACACAUUUCACUUUUUAACUCGAUUUGAAACCUUUAAUUCUGACACCUGAGGUCAGUUUUAACCCACAAUAAAGGUUCAAAACAGGAAA